This is a messenger RNA of Acinonyx jubatus (cheetah), 4670 nucleotides long. RefSeq names its product solute carrier organic anion transporter family member 3A1 (gene SLCO3A1). The coding region runs from base 179 to 2311 and encodes 710 amino acids. Gene Ontology annotation, cellular component: membrane. Gene Ontology annotation, molecular function: protein binding. NCBI's taxonomy places the organism in Eukaryota, Metazoa, Chordata, Mammalia, Carnivora, Felidae. The record is from RefSeq and is a predicted model, not a curated record. Gene Ontology annotation, biological process: prostaglandin transport; transmembrane transport; sodium-independent organic anion transport. The transcript has 10 exons.
GGCGGCGGCGGCGGCGAGGAGCUGUGCCUUCCACCUCUCCAGCCCCGGCAGGACGGGGGCGGCCGCCGCGGGCCCGGGGCGGGGACAGCACGCAGCCUCGCCGCGCACACCCCCGCCCGGCAGCGGGCCCGACACCCGGGGCGAGCGGGAAAGCGGCGGCGGCGGCGGCGGGGGAAGGAUGCAGGGGAAGAAGCCGGGCGGCUCGUCGGGCGGCGGCCGGAGCGGCGAGCUGCAGGGGGACGAGGCGCAGAGGAACAAGAAGAAGAAAAAGAAGGUGUCCUGCUUCUCCAACAUCAAGAUCUUCCUGGUGUCCGAGUGCGCCCUGAUGCUGGCGCAGGGCACGGUGGGCGCCUACCUGGUGAGCGUCCUGACCACCCUGGAGCGGAGGUUCAACCUGCAGAGCGCCGACGUGGGCGUGAUCGCCAGCAGCUUCGAGAUUGGGAACCUGGCGCUCAUCCUCUUCGUGAGCUACUUCGGGGCGCGCGGGCACCGGCCCCGCCUCAUCGGCUGCGGCGGCAUCGUCAUGGCCCUGGGAGCAUUGCUGUCGGCGCUGCCCGAGUUCCUGACCCACCAGUACAAGUACGAGGCGGGCGAGAUCCGCUGGGGCGCCGAGGGCCGCGACGUCUGCGCCGCCAACGGCUCGGGCGGCGACCAGGGCCCCGACCCGGACCUCAUCUGCCGCAGCCGGACCGCCACCAACAUGAUGUACUUGCUGCUCAUUGGGGCCCAGGUGCUCCUGGGCAUCGGUGCUACCCCUGUGCAGCCCCUGGGCGUCUCCUACAUCGACGACCACGUGCGGAGGAAGGACUCCUCGCUCUACAUAGGAAUCCUGUUCACGAUGCUGGUAUUUGGACCAGCCUGUGGAUUUAUCCUGGGCUCUUUCUGUACCAAAAUCUAUGUGGAUGCAGUCUUCAUUGACACAAGUAACCUGGACAUCACCCCGGAUGACCCCCGCUGGAUCGGAGCCUGGUGGGGCGGCUUUCUGCUCUGUGGUGCCUUACUCUUCUUCUCUUCCCUCUUGAUGUUCGGGUUUCCACAGUCUCUGCCCCCGCACUCAGACCCUGCCAUGGAGAGCGAGCAGGCCAUGCUCCCCGAAAGAGAGUACGAGAGACCCAAGCCCAGCAACGGGGUCCUGAGGCACCCCCUGGAGCCGGACAGCAGCGCCUCCUGCUUUCAGCAGCUGAAAGUGAUCCCGAAGGUCACCAAGCACCUGCUGUCCAACCCCGUGUUCACCUGCAUCAUCCUGGCCGCCUGCAUGGAGAUUGCAGUGGUGGCUGGCUUUGCCGCCUUCUUGGGGAAGUACCUAGAGCAGCAGUUUAACCUUACCACCUCUUCUGCCAACCAGCUGCUCGGGAUGACUGCAAUUCCAUGUGCCUGUCUGGGGAUCUUCUUGGGCGGUCUCCUGGUAAAGAAGCUCAGUCUUUCCGCCCUCGGGGCCAUUCGGAUGGCCAUGCUCGUCAACCUGGUGUCCACAGCUUGCUAUGUUUCCUUCCUCUUCCUGGGCUGUGACACGGGCCCUGUGGCUGGGGUUACUGUUCCCUAUGGAAACACCUCAGCGCCUGGCGUGGCCCUGGACCCCUACUCACCCUGCAAUAAAAAUUGUGAAUGCCAAACCGAUUCCUUCACUCCCGUGUGUGGGGCAGAUGGCAUCACCUACCUGUCUGCCUGCUUCGCUGGCUGCAACAGCACGAAUCUCACCGGCUGUGCGUGCCUCACGACCGUCCCGGCCGAGAACACAACUGUGGUUCCCGGAAAAUGCCCCAGUCCUGGGUGCCAAGAGGCCUUCCUCACCUUCCUGUGUGUGAUGUGUGUCUGCAGUAUGAUCGGGGCAAUGGCGCAGACACCCUCAGUCAUCAUCCUUAUCAGGACAGUCAGCCCUGAACUCAAGUCUUACGCCCUGGGAGUCCUGUUCCUCCUCCUCCGUUUGUUGGGCUUCAUCCCCCCUCCCCUCAUCUUUGGGGCCGGCAUCGACUCCACCUGCCUGUUCUGGAGCACAUUCUGCGGGGAGCAAGGCGCCUGCGUCCUGUACGACAACGUGGCCUACAGAUACCUGUACGUCAGCAUCGCCAUCGUGCUCAAGUCCUCUGCCUUCGUCCUCUACACAACCACGUGGCAGUGCCUGAGGAAAAACUAUAAACGCUACAUCAAAAACCACGAGGGCGGGCUGAGCACCAGUGAGUUCUUUGCCUCUACUCUGACCCUAGACAAUCUGGGGAGGGACCCUGUGCCCGCCAGCCAGACCCAUAGGACAAAAUUUAUCUAUAACCUUGAAGACCAUGAGUGGUGUGAAAACAUGGAAUCUGUUUUAUAGUGACUAAGGAGGCUGAACUCUGUAUUAGUAAUCAAAGGGUCAUUUUUUCCUAAAAAAAAAAAAAUUUUUUUCAAAAAAAAAACCACAAAACUCAGUACAGAGACACACACACCACACGUACACACACCACCACCUUUGUCCUUUUUCUCAAAAUCAGAGCCAGACAGGAUUCAGAAUAAGGAGAGCACGGGAUCGUGUGUCUGACGUACGACCUGCUGGGGCCCAGAGUCUUCUCUUUGAAGGUUCUUCGGGAUGCCGAUCGCCGCAAGCAACAGGCACGGCCAAGUUCAGGGAACAGUGGUGGCCCAGCUUGGAGGAUGGACAUUUCUGGAUAUACAUACACACACAAACCAUUUUUUUAAAAGUCUACUAAAAAGCCCAAGUUGACAACAUUGCCAGGAUAAACACUAGUGACAUACCCCGUGCCACCCGCCCCCUCCAUGCAAGGGUGGGGGGGGUGUGCAAGUCGGAGCGGGAGCCCCCCCCUCUAACUUUUGCAAUAUGGGUCACUGUGUAGACGACUCACCCAGUCUGCAUGUGGUUCAAGGCCCCAGAGUUCUCUCAGCGAUGCUAAUGGGUGAUCCGUGCUGGAGUCUGUAAUUGGCACCUCUCACCAGCUCCAUGUUCAAGACUGAGGGCCCAAGGGGGAGCCGGGCGUGGGGGGGCCAGCACCCCACCUCCCCCCACAGCACCCCCCCCAGCCCCACAGAGUGACCUCAGGAAGCAGCGGGCCUCACCUGGCUAUGACUGACUUUGCUCAGAGCCGGUGAAACCCAGCACAGUCCAAGUCAUUUGCUUACAUUUGCCAAACAUUUUGCCAUUUAAAAAAAAAAAAAAUGCAAUGCAUAUGAAUUUCAAACUGUUGUAUGUAUAAUCCUCUAAUACUAUUUUUAACCACUUCUAAAAUCUGUGUUAACUCUUCAAGUCACUGACACAGUUCUCUAGGCUGAGUUUAUUAUGCUGGUUGCUUUUACUUUUCUCCUUUUUUUAAUGCACCAAAAAUAUAAUGUGAUUCAAGGGAUGCAAUUAAUCUAUUGUAAUUUUUGUUUUAUCAUUUGGUCCUCAUUCGGAUAUUCUGCAAAAACAAGGAUAUACAGUGUGUUAGAAGAAGAAGAAGAAGAAAAAAUGCUUGGAGAAAGAGUGUAUAGGCAGCUUGCCUUUAAAAGAAUCACAUUUGAGACAACAGGGGAUAAUGUGAUGAAUUGCAAAUUCGCCUUCUGGCUUUAUUCCCCAUGAUUCAGUGAUCGCUGUCAUGGGAAGCCCUUUUAUAUUCAUGCUUCACAUUUCGAGAGGCCUUCUUUUCAACCCGUGGAGGAGACACACUUAGAUGUUGGUUGUGUGCAGGGGUGCGGUGCUUCUGGGGCUAGGCAAGAGGAAGAGCAGUUCCCUGGCCCCAGCUGUGGGGCGGUCUGUGGCGGCGAACAGACCCGCAAGGUCGCGGAAGCUACCGCUUGUCCGAUGCAUUAACAUGUCUCUGUUUUCAGGGUCAGUCUUGAACAAAGAGGCCUUUGUCUGUUUCAAAAGUGGCCAAACCUCAAACAGCUAGCAAGCAGACCUCAUUGUUUGGGAUGAGAAUCUUGGGAAAACCUCUCGCAGUCAAGCAGCCUCAGCCUCAUAAGGCCACGUCCGUAAGGGGACAGAGCUUAUGCGAGAGUGUGUGCACGCACACCCACCCACCCACCCACCCACACACACACCCACACACGGCCCGUUUAACGUACCUUUCGUGUUUCUUCAGUGACCUUUGUCCGGGCCACUUGUGGCCCUGGGGAAGCUCUCAGGGGUGGUUUGGUUGGCUGUUUGCCUUUUCACCUCAGACACAUAUUUGCAGUUCACCCAGAGGAUAACAAAAGAAUCAGGAAAGAAAAGAGUGGAGGCUCUGAAGAGAGAGAGGGCUGUUGUGCCACAUUUCUAACAUACACCAUUAAUGGGGCAGUUUGAGUGACAGCCCGAAAGCAGAGAAAGCACCAUCCAGCAAGGAGGACCCAGAGAGAAGCUGGUGUCCCGGUGCGGGGCCACCGUGAUCAGCUGCCUGGGACAGGAUGCUUCCAAAACACUCCCACGCGCUUACUUUUAGUCUGUCCUUGUCGGUGAGCACAGGGACAGUCACCAAUGUGUUAACUAGUAAAAGGAGGGAUUGUUCCCCAAGCGAUUCAUAAAAUAUGUAUGCUGUGUCACUCCAAAGGUUUUGAAACCUUCCUGUACAGGUUUGGGGGUAGUGUUGCUCUGAAAUGUAUUGCUAACAGGGCACUGCCGUCUGCAUAGCUCUCCAAAACUCAGUACGCACACAGCGAGGCCCGAUGACCUGGUGUUUUCACAGGGCCAUUUGCUUAAAGAAAAAAAGCUUUUUGAAAACGCU